UAGAGAGAGAGAGAGAGAGAGAGGAGAGACGUUCAAUGCUCUAAGCAGAAAGAAUAUAAAGCGAGAAGAAGUAUCGAUUGUCUCCAGCUUCUCCGAUUCUCUGAGAUUUAUCCUACCUUUGAUUGCUCAGACGUAGCUCAAAUCGGAAAUUUUGAUUAAGUUCAUAGAUUCCAAUACCUGAGAAAACAAGCUUAGAAUGGCUUCAAUGGUUGCUAAGGCCAGUGGCAGUAGUAGUACUAGUCAACUUUCAUCUGCUAUCUCGCUCCAAGAAAAAGUAAGUAGGAAUAAGAGAAAGUUUCGGGCUGAUCCACCUCUCGGUGAUCCAAAUAAGAUUCUUACUUUGCCUCAGAAUGAAUGCUCGAGUUAUGAAUUCUCGGCUGGGAAGUUUGAAAUCACCCCAAAUCAUGGACAUCCGAGUGGGUGCGACAUGUGUAGCAUUAAACAACAGGUCCAAGACCAUUGUGAUGCCUUGAAACUUGACCUUGGAUUGUCUAGUGCCGUAGGGUCAUCUGAGUUAGGACCAAGCCGGUCUAGAGAUGAAAUAGAAGCAAAAGAUGAGUUCUAUGACGCUAAUUGGAGUGAUCUUACAGAAUCCCAGCUUGAAGAACUUGUUUUAAGCAACUUGCAAACAAUUUUCAAAAGUGCAAUAAAAAAAAUAGUUGCUUGUGGUUACAGUGAAGAGGUUGCAAUAAAGGCUGUUUUAAGAUCUGGUCUUUGUUAUGGGUGCAAAGACACCGUGUCAAAUAUAGUGGACAAUACUUUAGCAUUUCUUAGAAAUGGCCAAGAGAUCGAUCCUUCAAGGGAGCACUACUUUGAGGAUCUACAACAGAUGCAGAAAUAUGUAUUAGCAGAGUUGGUUUGUGUUCUUCGAGAGGUUAGACCUUUUUUCAGCACUGGGGAUGCAAUGUGGUGCUUGUUGAUAUGUGACAUGAAUGUGUCACAUGCUUGUGCAAUGGAUGCUGAUCCCCUGAGCAACGUAUUUGGUGAUGGGGCUCCAAAUGGGAGUUCCACUUUUUCUGUGCACUCCCAGAUGAAAACUGAGGCUAAAAGUUCUGAACUCAAUUUUCCAAAUCCAUGUAAACCAAAUCCUUCAAUUCCUUGUGCACAUAAUUGUCAAUCUGAGACAGCUACCAUGGAUUCAAUUUCUUGUGCACAUAAUUCUCAAUUAGAGACACCCACCAUAGCAGCUGUUCCAAACUUGAGAAGUCAAAAAAGUUCCAUUGUUCAGGAUGGACUUGUCUCAGAGAAAGAGAAUUUGAACUCUGUACCAGAUACCAUCGAUAAAUCCUUUGGUGUUGCAGGAACAUCCCCAUCUCCUGCCCAUGAAGAGAGGUUUGGGGCCAGUAGAAAGAUUUCUGGUAUUAAUAGGAGAGAAUAUAUACCUCGACAGAAGUCGCUUCAUGUGGAGAAAAACUACCGCACAUAUGGUUCUAAGAGUACUAGAGCAGGAAAACUUUUUAAUGGGUUAAUUUUGGAUAAGAAAUCAAAGUCUGUUUCAGACUCUACUGGUGUUUGUGUAAAAAGUGCCUCCUUGAAGAUAAGUAGGGCGAUUGGAGUUGAAUUGCCUCAGGAUAAUGGAAACAGUAAUCUGACAACAUAUAUUGGGCCUGUUAAAUCUGUUUCUACCUUACCUAAAACCAUUGUUCCAUAUACAUUACCUACAGUCAAUGCCCCACCUGCAUUAUCAGCUGCUGAUACUGAGCUUUCUCUUUCACUUCCUACAAAAAGCAGUGCUGUUCCGAUGCCUGUCACUAGUAAACCUGAGGCUUCAAAAUGUAGUUACGCUGGGUUACCAGAUGACAAGUCCCUGGGGCAGUGGGUCCCACGGGACAACAAGGAUGAAAUGAUUUUGAAGUUAGUUCCAAGGGUACAGGAGCUGCAAAAUCAGCUACAAGAGUGGACAGAGUGGGCGAAUCAGAAGGUUAUGCAGGCUGCUCGUAGGCUGAGCAAAGACAAGGCUGAGCUUAAGACACUGAAACAAGAGAAGGAAGAAGUAGAGAGGCUCAAGAAAGAGAAGCAAACUUUAGAGGAGAACACCAUGAAGAAGCUCUCUGAGAUGGAGAAUGCCUUGUUCAAGGCUAGUGGACAGGUGGAGCAUGCCAAUUCUGCUGUUCGGAGGCUUGAGGUGGAGAAUGCUGCAUUGAGGCAAGAGAUGGAGGCUGCUAAAUUACGAGCGUCGGAGUCAGCUGCAAGCUGUCAGGAGGUAUCGAAGAGAGAGAAAAGGACACUGAUGAAGUUUCAGUCAUGGGAAAAGCAAAAGGCUUUGUUUCAGGAGGAGCUUGUAGCUGAAAAACAUAAGUUGUCAAAGCUGCAACAAGAACUGGAACAAGCUAAAGAUCUCCAAGAUCAACUUGAGUUUGCAUUCAAACAGAUUAAAGGUAAACACGAUUGCUUUCAUAAUUACUGGGUCAGUCAAACAAUUAUAUGACGCGUGCAGUGAAUGGAUCCAACAUAUUUUCCUGAGAGGCUCUUUUAAAAAUACUUUGAUUUGUUUCAUACUUUGGACAAUCAGUUAUUUAGCAGCACUCCAGGGAAGGAAUUUAAAGGCAGUGAAGAAGGGCCACUCAGGUUGAUUUCUGCGUAGGAGUUUUCUCAAUUGAACCUAUGAUCCUCUGGUAUUCCAUUUCUAUAUGGCACAUAAAAUGUACAAUAAGUACGCGAGGGACGUUUCAAAGAUAAAAAUGAUACAUGAUGAACAUCCCCCCUAGAUAGAGUUAGAUGAUGGAAAUUAUUCAUGUAGUCCACCUGAAGUUAUGGGAUUUAAGCCUUUUUUGAGUUUAUUUGAGAUGGAACAUUUAGAUGAUAUACAUGUGCGUGUGAUAAUUGAUAUACAUGCAUGUUCUUCAUAAGAAGUGAGUCAAAUAUUGACCAGACACUUUCUUUUUCCUGAUAAUCAUGACAUACCUUCAAUGUCUUUCUCACUAAAAGAGUAACGGUCAUGUAGUAGCAAAGAUACCAAUUCUGUUGCCUUGCCAUGUGUUUUGUUUGUUAGUAAUUUUUUUCUGAAUUUAUUUGGUUAGGUUUAAUUACUUCAAAAUACUUGGUAUAUUUUAGGCUUUACUAAAACAGUUCUUCUUUAAUGUUCAUUUUGUUCCAAUGCGCAUCCAGACUACUAAUGCGAUGUACAUUAUUUACCUUGUGCUUUAAAAUGAUUUCAAGAUGUCUUCAGUAGUUGGUGAUGAGAAAAUAUCUGCGAAAUGAAACCUUGAAAUAUGAAUAGAAGCAUAUAUUUAAAUACUGUAUAAAGGAAACUAAAAAUAUGUAUUAGAAGUGGAUUUUUGAAAUACAGGACGUAUGAUUUGAGAUUUAGGGACAUUUUUUAUUAAGAAUUUGAGACAAACUUUGAAGUGUAAGAAAGUAAAUUAAAAUUUUAAAUUAAUAGAAGAAAGUGUGAAUGCUUCCUGCUGUCACAGAAGCACACUGUUCAACCCCUAAAAUUAUGGGUUUUACUACUGGGUUCUUUCUUAGUAAAACAGCAACAACAAACAAAAUCUUUUUCUGCUACUUGGGUUCUACUUGAAUCCUGUUUUUCCAUUCCACUCUAUCUAAGGUCGUAGCCUCAGUCAAACCACAUGUUAUCAUAUCAUUCCUUAUUAACUCUACCCACGUUACACACACAGAUUAAAUCUCUACCCACGUUUUGGUCUUCCCAUUUACCUAGUAUUACCCUCUUAGUGUAGACCACAUCACUCUUCCUAACUGGCAACUUAAUGGUCUUCUUUGCACACAUCCAAAACAUCUUAGUCGAUAUUCUCUAAUUUUAUCUCCAAUUGGUGAAUGUGUUCAUUUUCUAAUUCUAUCCUUUCUUGUCUUGCUGAACAUGCAUCCCAACAUUUGCAUUUCUGCCAUUCUCACUUUAUGCCCAUGUU
Cornus florida is the source of this 3869-nucleotide messenger RNA. RefSeq names its product putative E3 ubiquitin-protein ligase RF298. The coding region runs from base 197 to 2428 and encodes 743 amino acids. Lineage: Eukaryota; Viridiplantae; Streptophyta; Magnoliopsida; Cornales; Cornaceae. The transcript is spliced from 4 exons. The record is from RefSeq and is a predicted model, not a curated record.